AUGUCCUUAUUUUUAAUCUCGGAGGGUAUCUUUGAGAUUAAGGCUACCGCUAAUAAUACUUACCUUAGUAGUAAGGACUUCGAUAACCGUCUCGUUAACCACUUCGUUAAUAAGUUUAAGCGUAAGUAUAAUAAGGACCUAACUACGAACGCUUAUGCUCUCCGCCGUCUCCGCACUACUUACGAGCACCUCUUCCGCGGUACUAUAGAGCCCGUUAAGCGUAUCCUCCGUAACGCUAAGAUUAAUAAGGCUUCCGUCUACGAGAUCGUCUUGGUUAGUGGUUCUACCUAUAUCCCUAAGAUCCAGAAGCUCGUCUCCGACCUCUUUAAUAAGGAUACUAAUAAGUCUAUUAACCCUAAUAAGGCCGUCUUUAAGGGUAAGCGUGCCCGCACUAAGGACAAUAACCUCUUUAAUAAGUUCGAGCUCACUGAUAUUCCCCCGCCCCCCACGAUUAAGGUUACCUACGAUCUCGAUACUAACGGUAUUAUGAAUAUCUCCGCCGUCGAGAAGGGUAUAAGAAAGACCUAUAAGAUCACUAUCUCUAAUAAUAAGGGUCGUCUCUCUAAGGAGGAGAUCGAAUAUAUACUCUCUAAGGCUAAGAAGUAUAAGGAGGAGGAUAAAGCCGAGGCUAACCGUAUUUAG
This is a messenger RNA of Penicillium maclennaniae, 642 nucleotides long. RefSeq lists its product as uncharacterized. The transcript is spliced from 5 exons. The record is from RefSeq and is a predicted model, not a curated record. The coding region runs from base 1 to 642 and encodes 213 amino acids. NCBI's taxonomy places the organism in Eukaryota, Fungi, Ascomycota, Eurotiomycetes, Eurotiales, Aspergillaceae. Gene Ontology annotation, cellular component: cytosol; plasma membrane; cytoplasm. Gene Ontology annotation, biological process: protein refolding; SRP-dependent cotranslational protein targeting to membrane, translocation; cellular response to unfolded protein. Gene Ontology annotation, molecular function: misfolded protein binding; ATP binding; ATP hydrolysis activity.